UAGGGUUUGGCGGUCAUGAAAUUCAAGGCGUUGUGCGUUUUACUAGCAACCUACUUGGCUAUGCCAUGUUGUUCCGAACCUUUUAUUAUGGAACUUCCUGGCUACGCAAAAACUGUUUUGGGAGGUUAUGGAAACCUGAGCACAUCCUGGUACGAGCCUCGACGUCCGUUUUACUCUUUCCGCUAUUUCCAUUAUGCGGCAAAACCAACUUAUGAGACUCGAUACCUGCCUCCGGUUCCUUCAAACUAUCCAUACCCAGAUGACGAAAUCUAUAACUCAAUUGAUUUACCUCCUGGUUGUGCCCAAGGUGAUCGUAAUGGACUAGAAGAUUGUCUUAUCCUGAGCGUUUACACGCCUAAAUUUCCAGGUAACGCUUCAGAUCUGUCAACGACGUUUGACGACUUGUUGCCUGUCAUGGUUUGGAUACACGGCGGUUCUUUCAUAUUCGGUCAAAGUAUUAUCUACGAGCCUAACACCUUUAUGGCACAUGAUGUCGUUAUGGUUGUAAUUCAAUACCGUCUUGGUCCUCUCGGGUUCCUGUCGUUAGGCACGGACGAAAUUCCGGGAAACGCGGGUAUGGCCGAUCAAGUAGAAGCUUUGCGCUGGGUACAGAAGUUCAUUAAAUAUUUCGGUGGAGACAAAGACAAGGUCACCAUUGUUGGGGAAAGUGCUGGAGCAGCAAGUGUUGGUUUCCUUCUUCUUGCACCCCAAUCUAGAGAAGAAAACCUCUUUAGGUAUGCAAUUGCCGAAUCAGGCUCUAUGUUGGCUGAUUGGGCAGUCGAUCGUAACUCCACUAAACACGGAUACGUGAUUGCUGAACUGGCCGGCUGCCCGCUUGAGCCCUACGAGGAACUACUGCAUUGCUUACGAAGCAUUGAUGUCAUUGCUCUACAGGCUGCUCAAUCAGCUUUCUCGGCCAAUGAUGUACUUAAUGGCGGAUUGGGUUUCGGGGGGCAAUCUCCCGUGAUCCAGACGGCCGGAAAAGUGAAGUAUUUGACAGAAGAACCGAGACAUUUGAUUGAAAGUGGCCAAUAUAAAACCGAUGCGCAUCUUAUGUUCGGUGCCAACGAAGGAGAAGGAAUUAUGGCUUUAGAUAUGACUCUAGACUUGUACAUCCGGCCAAACGGUUUAGAAAAUGACGAAGUCUUUUGGAAAUACGAUUCCGUGAGAACUAUACUCGCAGCUCUAGGAAUUCGUGAUGACACUGGUGCUCUAGGAGACGCUUUAACAACGAAAUAUCUUAGCUAUGCUGUUGAUUCUUGUCAAAUGGGAAACUUUACUGUUAUGAUUCCCGGUCUGGUUGACAUAGCUGGCACCUUGUUCCUGAAAGCCGGUGGUUGGCAAACGGUGUUGCUUCACACAAAAUUCAACCCACACGCUUAUUGGUACUCGUUUGAUUUUUUCGGCAAAGUCAGUUUGAUCAGCGCCGACGAAAUACUUCCGCGCGGUGUAAUGCACGCUGAUGAAAUUAUGUACCUGUUCACGAUGCCCAUUCCGCAUAACGAAACGGAAAUCGAAUUGUCGAGAAAAAUGUUAGAAAUUUGGACGACAUUCGCUACAUACGGAGAACCAACACCAGACGCGGUGACUAUGAGAGAAGGUAUUCCGAAAUGGCCUCCCUACACUCACGAGAAAAAAGAAUUCAUGGCAAUCAACAAAUACUGGAGUGUCAAAAAUGACUACACUUUGUAUUACACAGUUACUGUGGAUAAGGCGGGGCCGAGGUCCGUUAGUCGACAAUCUGCCGAAGCAUGUGCCAACGAGUAUUGGACUUCGAAGAAGAAGCACGAACGUCGUCGUGCUGCCUAACUGGCAGACUGCA
This is a messenger RNA of Daphnia carinata, 1822 nucleotides long. Its product is annotated as acetylcholinesterase-like. The transcript is spliced from 13 exons. NCBI's taxonomy places the organism in Eukaryota, Metazoa, Arthropoda, Branchiopoda, Diplostraca, Daphniidae. The coding region runs from base 16 to 1809 and encodes 597 amino acids. The record is from RefSeq and is a predicted model, not a curated record.